This is a messenger RNA of Penicillium riverlandense, 1317 nucleotides long. Its product is annotated as metal-dependent hydrolase family protein. The transcript is spliced from 3 exons. Lineage: Eukaryota; Fungi; Ascomycota; Eurotiomycetes; Eurotiales; Aspergillaceae. Bases 1 to 1317 code for a protein of 438 amino acids. Gene Ontology annotation, molecular function: hydrolase activity, acting on carbon-nitrogen (but not peptide) bonds. The record is from RefSeq and is a predicted model, not a curated record.
AUGUCAGCACCGUAUACCAUUCAUACAUCAACCCUUUUUGAUCCAAAAAAGAAGGAAUUUGUGUCUGAUACCUCCAUCACAGUUGACCCUGUGUCUGGACUGAUAAUUGAGGUGAUUAAGCGGACACCGGAGUUCCUGGGCAGCUCUGUUCCAGCGGGCGAUGUCGACCUCCGGGGUAAAAUUGUGAUGCCCGGCUUCGUGGAUGCCCAUAGUCACAUAUUUCUCCAUUCCUACGACGAACGGCCGUCCUUGAAUCAGAAGCGCGAUGAGAGUGUUGUUGAGCGAAUAGUUCGAGCAGUCAUUCACUGCCGAACCGCAUUGCUUUCGGGAUACACGACCUACCGCGACCUAGGAUCAGAAUCAAUGCAGGAGGGGGACGCUCAAAUGCGAGAUUGCAUCAAUCGAGGCCUCAUCCCCGGCCCCCGUUUAUUUGUGGCUACACGGGCUCUCGCUAGCACGGGGUCAUACGAGCCUCGCACUGAGAACCAUGCAAACGGGGUGUGCCUUCCCCGUGGAGGUGAGACCGUUGAUGGUGCGGAUGAAGCACGAACGGCAGUGAGGCGUCGUCUUGCAGCUGGCGCCGACAUUAUCAAAUUUUUUGCCGACUAUCGACGACGGAUCAUGCGCUAUCCGCCUGCACAACAACAUCCAUAUGUGCAAAGCGUCACCCAUCCUCCGGCUAAUCCUAACCCAGAUCUUCUCGUUUUUGCACAAGAGGAGAUGGAUAUGAUUGUCAAGGAGGCAAAAAUUGGCCAGGCACCCGUUGCCUGUCACGCAGGUACUAUAGAAGGGGCUAUUAUGGCAGUCAAGGCUGGUGUCAACUCUAUUGAGCAUGCGUACUUUGCCAACCAGGAGCUUUUCGAACUCAUGAUUGAAAAGAAUUGUAUGCUUGUUCCAACACUUGCUGUAUGUGAACGCUUGCAUAAGGGUCGCUUUAAGGAGAUCCUAGCACAGACCAAGCUAGCCUAUGACCUUGGUGUCCGUUUUGCAUGCGGUGGAGAUACCGGCACCUAUCCUCAUGGACAAAAUGCUAGAGAGAUGGAGCUUAUGAUUGAGGCAGGUCUUCCGUUAGAGGAUGUCCUAGAGUCAUGCACGGUCGGAGGGUGGGAGUCUUGUGGGAAAGACUUGUGCGGCAUGCGGUUUGGUUGGUUUGAAAAGGGGUUGAGAGCGGAUAUCAUUGCCCUACGAACUGAUCCCCGCGAAGACAAGUUCGCAUUGAGGAAGGUGGACUUUGUAAUGAAGGAUGGUGUGGUUUGGAAGCAGGAAGGUCAAGGGGUGGGGAUUUAUCUCGACGACCACAAAUGGGACACUGAUUAA